Messenger RNA from Amblyraja radiata (thorny skate), 1247 nucleotides. Its product is annotated as fatty acid-binding protein, liver-like. The transcript is spliced from 4 exons. Lineage: Eukaryota; Metazoa; Chordata; Chondrichthyes; Rajiformes; Rajidae. The record is from RefSeq and is a predicted model, not a curated record. Gene Ontology annotation, molecular function: lipid binding. The coding region runs from base 62 to 466 and encodes 134 amino acids.
ACGGGUUUUUUUCUUUCCCAGCGGAGACUUAGCGGGUCGGUGGUGGAAUCCAACAGCGAAAAUGGUCGACGAGUUUAUAGGAAAAUGGGAAUUAGAGAGCAGCGAUAAAUUUGAUAGCUAUCUGGCGAAAUUAGGGGUGGGGAUGGCACUGAGGAACUUAGCUAAAAUAGCCAGCCCCACCACCACAAUCUCAAAGGACGGCGACAUCAUCACGCUAGUGACCGACAGCAAGAUGAAACGCACAGAGAUUCGUUUCAAACUGGGCGAGGAAUUUGACGAGACCACCGCUGACAACAGGAACACCAAGACCACGGUGACAAUGGAUAAAGGAAAAAUGGUUCAAACUCAACGGUGGGAUGGAAAAGAAACGACACUCGAUAGAGAACUGAAGGACGAAAAACUAAUAUUGACCUGCACCAUGGAGGAUGUCGUGUGUACCAGAAUCUAUCGGAGAUCAAAAUGUUGAUCUGGAACAAGGAACCGGACUGGCUCUUUUCUGUGAAUUUCACUUGCUGCUUUUUCUACUGGAGUUUCUUUCAGUAUUUUGUAUAACUAGGACUGUUCUUUUUCAUUGCACUUUUGGUUAAAUUUUGUAGCCCUGGCAUUCGGAGGGGGAGGGGAGGGGGGGGGGGGGUGGAAGAAAAAUUAUUUCAUGGGUUAUACUGGGAUUUUUUAAAUGACUUGAAAUAAUAUAACUAUGCAUUCCCUGAUGGAAUUGUGGAAAUGUUAAACACUUCUCUUGAAUGAGUGUGAACUGGCAUGGAUUUGCAUGAUCAAAGUGUUAUGAGUAUUAUGGCAAUUUGCAAUUGUCAGCUUUCACAGGAACCAAAAAAAGUUAAUUUUGGGCAUUGAGUGAAGUAACAUGGAAAAUUUCAAUUCUGGGGGAAACAGUGCAGACACAAUUGCUAACCAAGUCUAUGCAAGGUUUUCCCAAAUGUACACGAUUAUACAAACUUUACUCGACAGUGAGCAAUUAACAUGUCAACUAUUUACUUAGCCUGUUAAUAAUUAAUUGUUUUAUUGCCAUGUACAUGUUUAAUAAUACAAUUAUAAGUUGCUCACUGUUUAUACUGUUGCUGGCGUGCCUAAAAUAAUCUCUACAGUUGCUGGUGAAACUAUACAAAUCUUCAGUAUUAUGGAAGUUAUGCAGCCAAUAUAAAUUGAGCAAAAAGAAUGGUCCAGUGUACAAACAGUGCAAAAAAAGCCAAAUUUGUGCAGCCUUAAUAAAAUGGUAUAAAAACAAGGUU